Molecule: messenger RNA, 957 nt
Organism: Daldinia childiae
Lineage: Eukaryota; Fungi; Ascomycota; Sordariomycetes; Xylariales; Hypoxylaceae
Product: Aquaporin-1
Exons: 2
Coding region: 1-957 (318 amino acids)
Biological process (GO): transmembrane transport
Cellular component (GO): plasma membrane
Molecular function (GO): water channel activity
Source: RefSeq, a predicted model, not a curated record
AUGGAGCAUACUGAGUUCAACACGCGUAUCCGACGGCCUUGGAAAAGACAUAGCGAGUCAGAGCUAUCUAAUCGCCUACGUCCACUCGACCGAUUGCCGCUCAGUAUCAAGAACCACCUCAUUGCGACGAUGAGCGAGUUUGCAGGGACCUUCAUGUUCCUCUUGUUCGCGUUCGGUGGUACUAACGCCGUAAACACGAACCUGCCGGGAACGCCAGCCGCAGAUCCAGCUAAGUUGCUGUACAUAUCUCUAUGCUUCGGUAUGAGCCUUGCCGUCAAUGCCUGGGUCUUCUUCCGCAUCAGUGGCGGUCUAUUCAACCCCGCCGUCACGAUGGGUAUGAUGCUUGUCGGUGCCGUGGAUUAUAUCCGAGGACCUUUGGUUAUAUUUAGUCAAUUUCUAGGUGGUAUUGCGGCUGCGGCUGUCAUCUCUGGUCUCACGCCCGGUCCACUCAGCGUAGGCACCAGUCUAGGUGGUGGAACGACGGCGGUUCAGGGCUUGUUCAUUGAGAUGUUUCUCACAGCCCAGCUUGUGUUCACCAUUUUUAUGCUAGCUGCCGAGAAGCAUCGCGGGACAUUUAUCGCGCCUGUCGGGAUUGGGUUGUCGUUGUUCAUUGCCGAGCUUAUGGGAGUGUACUAUACAGGUGGAAGCGUAAAUCCAGCACGUUCCUUCGGCCCCGCCGUCGUCAUAAGGUCCUUCCACGACUACCACUGGAUCUAUUGGAUUGGCCCCAUUUUAGGCUCGCUGCUUGCAUCUAGCUUCUAUAUCUUCAUCAAAGCCCUCGAGUAUGAGACCGUGAACCCGCAACAGGAUGAUACCAACGAAGCACAUACUGAACCUAAGUCCGACUUACAACACGUUGAAAACCAUGUGUGUUCGUGGGAUGAUGGGACAGUAGGAGUAGCUCGAGUUAGUACGCCUUAUAGAGGUCAGCCAAGUUUAGAAGCUGGUCGCGGUUGA